Messenger RNA from Musca domestica (house fly), 2670 nucleotides. RefSeq names its product sodium/potassium/calcium exchanger 4. The transcript is spliced from 8 exons. Lineage: Eukaryota; Metazoa; Arthropoda; Insecta; Diptera; Muscidae. The coding region runs from base 854 to 2428 and encodes 524 amino acids. The record is from RefSeq and is a predicted model, not a curated record. Gene Ontology annotation, cellular component: membrane. Gene Ontology annotation, molecular function: calcium channel activity; calcium, potassium:sodium antiporter activity. Gene Ontology annotation, biological process: intracellular calcium ion homeostasis; calcium ion transmembrane transport.
UCUAUCUCCGGCUGAUAGGGACAAAAUGUCUCCGGACCAACCGAUAUUACCGAUCAACUGGUGUGCGGCGGGGCAAAGCGCUGGCCGAACAUGUAUUGCUUACGAAUAAACGAGCGGUGCGUAAUCAAUUCUCAAAAACGCUGACAGACAGAUAUCAGCCAACCACGGCGACCAGCAUUCACUACUCAGUAUUAACGCUGCCGAUACCACGGCUAGUUAGUUGGCCGAGUAUAAAAUUAAUAAAACAACGCGGUCUGAUUUUAUUCUCGUCAAUAGUGGCCAUAAAGACGUUUGUCCUGAUUGUGUGUGAAAUGGACGCGGUGUGGUAGAAAGAAAAAACCAAAAACACAAAAACAAAAUAAAUAAAUAAAAAUAAAAAAUAACUGCAAAUUGAAUGAAAUUGGUUAUGUUCGAAAAAUUCGUGGACUUUGAAUACGUCGGUGAUAAAGCCAACGAAUCCCACCAACGCCAAACUCUAAACGGACUUUGUGAAUGUUUAUUUCAAGACAAGAAGAAAUAAACACAAUAAUUUAAUUGAAUUUCCGGUUCCGCAAAGGAAGUGAAAAGUUUAGUGUCAAUUUGCAACGACAAACAACAAAGCGUUCAUGAGAUGAGCUUUGACUAAAGCUUUAAAUUUACGGGUGUAUAACUACACUAAGCUGAGACUAAAGCUUGUUAACGAAUUUGUGCUACCACCGACCGAUACGGUGACAAAUUUAAAUUGUUUGUGUUUCUCUUCUCGCUCUGUGGGUUUAAAAAAAAGAUUAAAAACACAAAAGCCGAACAAAAAACCUUGAAAAGAGUUGCCGAUCACAAGAAGAGGAAGAAACAAUAGCAAACAAUAAACAAAAGCAUGAUAAAAAAAUAUAUGCUGCACUUGGCAGUGCUUCUUUUGAUAUUUGCCCAUCCAACCGAGGUUCUUGGGUCGAAUGAAAACAAUGGAUCCCUAACAAAGCACACACAAAACAAUUUUGAAACAUUUUUGCAAAAUUUCGAAGAUUUUGUGGCCUUAAAUGGUGUUAGCCGCGAUGUGUGUCCCGACGAACCAGAAGCAUCACCGUUGGACGAUUUUCCGGAGUUGUUUACAGAGGAACAAUUGCGCCAGGGCUGGGUAGUUUUACAUGUCAUUGGCGCCAUUUAUUUCUUUAUUUUAUUGGCCACUAUUUGUAAUGAUUAUUUCCUGCCCACCGUCGAAUGCAUCUGCGAGGAUUUGAAUCUUUCCAAGGAUGUAGCUGCUGCGACCUUUAUGGCCACUGCCACAUCCAUGCCGGAGUUCUUUACCAAUACCAUCAGCACGCUGUUGACAAAUUCAGAUAUGGGUUUGGGUACAAUUAUUGGUUCGCUCAUGUUCAACACCCUGGGCGUUGCUAGUGUGGCUGCAUUGGCAAUCAAUAAGCCUGUCCAAUUGGAUUGGUGGCCCAUUGUCCGCGACUGCUUCAUCUAUGGCCUGAAUACAGUUAUUCUGAUUGUCCUGGCCUGGGGUGGUAACAUUACAUUUGUUGAGUCCUGUAUUAUGAUGGGCUUCCUUGUCAUCUAUUAUCUGGUCACCUUCAACAACAACAAAUUCAUGCCCGCCAUAAGAGUCUUUGUCGAAGACAAACUGAAUUGCUGCAUCUCGACAAGAUACGAUCUCACCGAGCCGCCAGAGAACAGUGCCAAGGCCAAAUUGCCUUUGAAAAAGGAUCCAUUGACUGGUAACGGUUUGUUUGUGGUAAAUUUGCCGGAAAAUACAAAUUCCACAUCAUCACGUACGCAUCUGGCUCACUCCAAAAGCUGGGAUGGUGAGGAAGCUGCUUUGGAAAUGCCAUCCAAACUAUUUGCUUUGCCUCAUGGCGAAUCAAAGCUCAUGAAAUUCUGGUGGGCAUUUACAUUCCCGAUCAAAUUCAUUCUGAAAUGCAUUAUUCCACAUCCGGCCCAGCAUCGCAAAUUGUAUCCCCUAUCGUUUAUAAUGUGCAUCAUUUGCAUUGGAGCCAAUGCCUACAUGAUUGUUUGGACGCUGACGGCCUUCGGUGUUGCCAUUGGAGUGCCAACAAUUAUUAUGGGUCUUACGUUUUUGGCGGCCGGUUCAACCACACCUGAAGCUGUCUCCAGUGUAAUUUCUCUGCGAAGUGGCGAGAGCGGUAUUGGAGUAUCAAAUUCUCUCGGUGCCAAUUCUCUGGCCAUUCUCUUGUCUCUGGGUGUACCAUGGUUCAUUAAGAACUGCAUCCACUUUGGCGAAGACCAGAACAUGAUCAAUGUUGCUGCCCAGGGCAUCGAGUAUAGCAUAUUUAUUUUAAUGCUCUGCACACUCUCCCUGUUUCUGGGACUCAGCUUUACCGGGUAUCGUCUCACCAAACGUUUGGGCGGCAUUCUCCUGACCGUCUAUGCCGUUUUCAUUGUUUUGCAGAUCUUAAUCGAAAUGAAUGUAUUCUUCCCCAAGAAAUGCUAACACCAAUGAUCCGAUCUAAGUAUUUUAGUUGUCCUUAGAUUUAAAUUGAUUAUAAAUUUAAUUAAGACUGUUUAGUUUAUAAAAAAAAAAAAAAACAAAAACAAAAUCGCCUGACAAAAGCGAGCAAAAACGAAACGGAAUUUGUCCACAUUUCCAAAGAGUGCUAAAACGUAGUUUAAAAAUGUUUUCAAACCAAAAAUUAGCUGUGUUUUUCGUUAAUAAUUACCAAGUACAAUUUUUUU